Molecule: messenger RNA, 1705 nt
Organism: Microbotryum saponariae
Lineage: Eukaryota; Fungi; Basidiomycota; Microbotryomycetes; Microbotryales; Microbotryaceae
Source: the annotation of a GenBank genome assembly
AUGGAAUUUCUAUCGGACGUUGGGGGGGCGAGGACCGCCACCGACCCUCCUUCUUCGAGCUUGCUGCCCAAGGUAGACUGGCCGGCAGAACUCUGGCUCCCCACCGCCGUCCCUAACCGGCUGACACGAAGUCCGAUCGCUACGUAUCUCUUGCCGCACAGAACAACUGCGCGACUUACUUGCACCCGUCGUUCGAUAUAUACUCUCGGUACGCUUGGCAGUUGUGACUUAGAAUUGUGCAUGGCACCGUGCAUGCGCGCCAUCGUGCAAGGGUUACUGAUGGGGGUUGUCGCUCUCGCAAUAGGUCUUUGCGCAGCGCAAUCCUCGUUAUCUGCUGCGGAUUGUCAAUCGGCACGACGAGUUCUUUGCUGUCGUUAUGUUUUUCGUGGAGCGCCACUACCUUAAGGCCUGGGGUACGUGACAAGCUAGCCGGACCGACCGCUGUUACUCACGUGACCUUCUCGCCGCUCCGCGAUCCCCCUCGGCAUGCCAGGUGCUUCGUUUGCGGAGAACUUUUACUGCCUCAAACGAAGACGAGUGCUUGGUACCGGCUCGGACAAGACUAAAGCCGCGGUCGGAUUGACCGGUCGGAGUGACAAGCUCGGCAAGGCCGAAAUCCGCGCUUCUCUCAUCUUCCUCGUAAGUUUGUUGCACUCGGCUGUCGGAGAGGACAAUCAGUUUUCCUUCCCCUCUCUACAUAUGUAUACAUGCUGCUAAUACACCUGAACCUACGCCUAUGGAGCCCCCCAGAUUCUUAUGCCAUACCUUCGAAGCAAAGGGCAGGAAUCAUACGAGCGACUCGGUGGCGGGGUUGACUCGGACCUGUUUAGCGACACACCCGACGGCCAACGAUCGCAGUUGGGGACAUCGUCGCGAGUGAGCCCGAGUAAUCCGUCGCACAUAAAUAUCACGAGUACACGUGGCCACCCGUCUGACGAUUAUGUGCAUGCUUGCGUGGCUGGUGCGUUGCAGAGCUACCUCGACGCCGCCUCUGGAGUCUUUAAAAGCAUUUACCCGUACGCGAAUGCAGCGUACGAGUUGUACCUUCUUUCGUACAGCGUUCGAUACCUUUUCAACAUUAAUCCUUUCUGGCGCCCGUGGUUCUCCUGGAUGUCGAUUGAGGUUCGCCGGAUGUCAGCCGAAGACUACGUGAGUGCGCCCCCCUCCUGCCCACCAAAAAAAAACGGCCCGCUCACUCCGUACUGACCAGACGCAUGCCACGACUAUAACGCAGCGAACGGCGCAUGAAACAACAUCGAAUCUUCUGUCGUCACCGAUCCGCCGGCACCACACCACGGGCUUGCCACCGUCCUACGCUACCGUCAUGCGGCGCAGCCUUUCCCUUAUUCCACUAUUGUCGUUCGAGGCCCUCAAGUUUUUGUUACCAACCUCAAUCUUCUUCUUCCGAUUUCUGGAAUGGUGGUACUCUCCUGAAGGAGGCUACGGGAGGCUGCGCAGGAAAGGUGGGGCAGGGGCAGAAGGGAAAGCCUUGCGAGCCCCUCCGCCGGCGCCAUUGUCGAAGGAUCACGCAGCGGAGAUGGGCAUGUGUUGCGUUCACAACGGACCGAUGGUCAAUCCGACUGCAUUACCAACUGGGUGGCUUGGGUGUUACAAAUGUGUGCAUGGAUGGGUGGAGGAAGAGGGGGCUUGUCCAGUUACUGGGAGUUCAGUCGCACUGAGGGAAUUGAGGAAGAUCCUAGGUUGA